CCUCCAUCUUCCGUGACCCUCAGGCCCUCCCGUGACUCCCGGGCCCGCCCGUCCCUCGAGCCGCAGCCCCGGGGCGAUGCCGGCGGGUUCCCCGGCGCAGCGGCAGCAGGCGGGGCUGGCAGCCCCCGGCCCGGCCCCGCUGCCCGGCCCCCCGCCCCGCCGCCCGCCGCCGCCCGCCGCCCCGCAGCGCCGGGCCCUGCCCAUCUUCCCGGCGCGGGGGCCGCUGCUCAGCCAGCUCCGCGGCCUGGACAGCGCCGUGCUCAUCGGAGAAACGGGCUCAGGGAAGACCACUCAGAUCCCUCAGUACCUCUAUGAAGCAGGAAUUGGCAGACAAGGCAUCAUUGCUGUGACCCAGCCUCGCAGAGUAGCAGCCAUAUCCUUGGCUACCAGGGUCUCAGAUGAGAAGAGGACAGAGCUGGGCAAACUGGUUGGCUACAGCGUGCGUUUUGAUGAUCUCACCUCCGAGGAGACCAGGAUCAAGUUUUCCACAGAUGGGAUGUUGCUUAGGGAGGCCCUGGGGGACCCUCUGCUGCGCAAGUACAGCGUUGUCAUCCUGGACGAGGCCCACGAGAGGACAAUCCACACUGAUGUGCUCUUUGGGGUGGUGAAAGCUGCACAAAAGAAACGAAAGGAGCUGGGCAAACUGCCACUGAAAGUGAUCAUCAUGUCAGCUACCAUGGAUGUUGACCAGUUCUCCCAGUACUUCAAUGGAGCUCCUGUUCUCUACUUGGAAGGCCGACAACAUCCCAUCCAGAUCUUUUACACCAAGCAGCCUCAGAGUGAUUACCUCCAAGCAGCACUGGUGUCAGUCUUCCAAAUCCACCAGGAAGCACCCUCUUCUCAGGACAUCCUGGUGUUUCUGACUGGCCAGGAAGAAAUUGAAGCAAUGACCAAAACCUGUCGAGACAUUGCCAAGCACCUCCCUGAUGGUUGCCCACAGAUGACAGUGAUGCCUCUUUAUGCUUCUCUGCCCUAUUGCCAACAGCUCCGUGUCUUUCAGGCUGCCCCCAAGGGCUGUCGCAAAGUGAUCCUCUCCACCAACAUUGCAGAGACCUCCAUCACCAUUGCAGGGAUCAAAUACGUGGUGGACACGGGCAUGGUCAAAGCAAAGAAGUACAGCCCUGAAAUGGGCCUGGAAGUGUUGGCAGUGCAGAGGGUGUCCAAGGCCCAGGCCUGGCAAAGGACAGGGAGAGCAGGGAGAGAGGACAGUGGGAUCUGCUACCGGCUCUACACCGAGGAGGAGUUUGAGAAGUUUGACAAAAUGACCAUACCUGAGAUACAGAGGUGUAACCUGGCCAGUGUGAUGCUUCAGCUCCUGGCCCUGAGAAUUCCCAAUGUGCUCACCUUUGACUUCAUGUCCAAACCAUCUCCUGAUGCUAUUCAAGCAGCAAUUGAGCAGCUGGACCUGCUGGGAGCUGUGGAACACAAGGAAGAUCAGCUUGUCCUGACUCCCCUGGGCAGGAAGAUGGCAGCCUUUCCACUGGAACCAAAGUUCUCUAAAACCAUCCUGGUGUCCCCCAAGUUCCACUGCACAGAAGAGGUCCUGACCAUCGUGUCGCUGCUGUCGGUGGACAGUGUCCUCUACAACCCUCCUGCCCGGAGGGAGGAAGUGCAAUCUGUCAGGAAGAAAUUCAUCUCCAGUGAGGGGGAUCAUCUAACCCUGCUGAAUAUUUACAGGGCCUUCAGAAACGUCAAUGGCAACAAGGAAUGGUGCAGAGAGAACUUUGUGAACAGCAGGAACAUGUUGCUUGUGUCAGAUGUCAGAGCUCAGCUCAGGGACAUUUGUGUGAAGCUAUCGAUGCCCAUCGAGUCCUCCCGCUCCGACACGGGGAACCUGCGCCGCUGCCUGGCUCACAGCCUCUUCAUGAACGCCGCCGAGCUGCAGCCAGAUGGCACCUACAGCACGGUGGAUUCCCACCAACCAGUGGCCAUCCAUCCUUCCUCUGUGCUCUUCCACUGCAAGCCAGCCUGCCUGGUGUACAACGGGCUGCUGCACACCAACAAGUGCUACAUGAGGGACCUGUGCGUGGUGGAUGCCGACUGGCUGUACGAGGCAGCACCCGACUAUUUCCGCAGGAAGCUCCGGACAGCCAAGAACUGACCCAAGGGUCUGGGACCAACAAGGUUUUUUAGGCUCACCCUAAAAGACUUUUAGGUUUUUUUUUUUGUCUUGUGAUGAGUCUACGGGAGCAGUAGAACUUGCAAGUCAGGUAAAAACCUUAGAGGAAAAAACAGCUUCUCUGUGAGAGGCAGAACUCGCGCGUCUCCGUGGCUUGGAACAAUCACCCCUUUUUAACAGUUAACAUGUAAAAGGGGAAUGUUGUAUGUGCUCUGUGUGUUUGGUAAAUCUGUACUGGAAGGGAAGGGGAGCUGGUUUCAGAUUCCAGUUUUUAACACUUAGUGAAGUUUACUGGUCUUGUAUAUGAGGAAAUGAAAUCCUAAGAGCUCUUCUGAGCAGACUCGAUAAUUUUGAUGAUUGUGCUUGUAUCCUCAACAGGUUUCGUUGGGAAAAAGGGAGGGGAAAAAAAAGGUUUCAAUGUCUACAUACAAAGGAAAAAAUGCCUUUUUUUACUAUUUCUAGAAGGAGGUGCUACUGUCUCUUACCUCACCAAACACCUUUCUGUCUGCAUGUUGUAUUCACCAUCUUAUUUGAGACCAUCUGAAGGCCAGGAAUGAGGAUGCCUGCUGGGACAAGGUCUUCACUGCCUGUGUCCAAGCCCCAGUGGCUGGCAGUGUUUUCCUGCAGAGUCUGUCCAGCUGUAUGUGUGUUUGGUGUUUUCUUCAUUCACCCAUUUGCUGGUGGGACAGGUUCCUCAGCAGAUACUUCUGGCUUUUCAGACUCUUGUCCGUGCACUUCUAGCUUUGGAGUUGGGACAUCAUCUACCAUGCUUGAAGAAGACUCAGCACAAUGAGAAUGUGGUUUAGGGACUGAACUUCAUUCAGAGGUCCUUGAUUCAUCAAAUGUUUGCAGUGCUUCUUCCCCCUUCUGCCUCCCCCAGCCCUCUCUCAGUUGUGCUCUGGUUUUCCAUUAGGAAUUUGGAGCUUGACCUUGCCAAGAGCCACGGAUCUACCAUAAUUAUCUCUUUUCCUUCCAUAUUCCUUGGCAUCUACCUAUCUCUUCCUGUUGGAGAAAAGUGGCAAUACCAAACCUAAUCAUCUCAAAUACUGGAAUUAAGAAACUAGUGCUUUCCAAAGGGAAAACUUAUUCUGUGAUGUGAAGGAAAGUGGAUUUAUUACAUUAUCACUGUGAGGUGGUGAUGGGAAGAAUGUAGGUUGGUUUAAAAUGAUAGUUUAAGUACUUCUAAAAUAACCUCUCUGGGAGAGGUAACCCCAGUUUCAACAGAGUCUGUUGAUGUAGUGCAGUCAUUUAUACAGAUUUUUGGAUGAUUUGAAUAAAAAGCAGGUGAAGUGUCUGAAAGUGUGAGAGGGGAAGUUGCCCUGCACCUGCAGGGCCAUGGUUCAUGUAGUGGGGUUAGUUUACCUGGACUGGUGGGACUGUGGUGUUUAGUCCUUGCAUCUUUCAAAUAGCAGCUUCUAAAAAAAAAGCUCUUUUGUCCUUUUUUUUUUAAAUUCAUUUAUUCAUUUUUUUAACUGGAAUUUCAAUGCAAAUUGCUGGCUUCCGAAGAGUGUGAGUAGGUACCUGGUGUACCUGGAAUGGUCUGGUUUCUCAGCCUCUUCUGGGAAGGGUGAUAUGGAUUCUCUGCAGGGGGGCAAUGGAAACAGACACACAUCCCUUUGUUGUGCCUCUUUGCAAUACUGGGUUUUGGUGGCUUGAGAAUAAGAAAGAAAGGUCAGUGGGGCACAGGCAAAACUUGCCACUGUAUGUAUAAGCAAGUGAAUUUUGGGUUGGUAUUUCAAAAGUGUGCAGCUCCUUCAGCUGAUCUCAUUCACAUGAAUUGCAGGGAAUUAUCAAAGCACUGUGUAGGUCUCUUUGUUUUAAAGAAUGCACAUCUGUAGGGGGGAAAAUUGAGUAUAAACACAACUUGUUUGGGCAGUCUGAUUUAACAGUCUGUUUAAGGGAGGGGACGGGCCUUUAUUUAGAACUAAUUUGUAUUAUUUUUUUUUCCCUAAAAUAAAGAAGCAAUGGCAAAAAUCCAAA
This is a messenger RNA of Apus apus (common swift), 4099 nucleotides long. RefSeq names its product DEAH-box helicase 33 (gene DHX33). Gene Ontology annotation, biological process: positive regulation of transcription by RNA polymerase I. The transcript is spliced from 12 exons. The record is from RefSeq and is a predicted model, not a curated record. Gene Ontology annotation, molecular function: RNA binding; ATP binding. Bases 77 to 2101 code for a protein of 674 amino acids. Lineage: Eukaryota; Metazoa; Chordata; Aves; Apodiformes; Apodidae. Gene Ontology annotation, cellular component: nucleolus; intracellular anatomical structure.